This is a messenger RNA of Monomorium pharaonis (pharaoh ant), 4646 nucleotides long. RefSeq names its product coiled-coil domain-containing protein 170. The transcript is spliced from 15 exons. The record is from RefSeq and is a predicted model, not a curated record. Lineage: Eukaryota; Metazoa; Arthropoda; Insecta; Hymenoptera; Formicidae. Bases 1189 to 3531 code for a protein of 780 amino acids.
AAAAAGAAAGUAUUAAGAUCAAUGUUAAGAUCAUUUAAAGAUAAUAACAGCAUAUGACGAUUAAAAUCAUUUUAAAACCAAUGUCUUCUUUACAUGCUCAGCGUAGCCGUUGCCAUUUAUAAACAAUAACUACCUGCUUAGCGACCGCGGACGCGCAAAAGAAGAAAAAUAAACGCAUCUUAAUUGUUUACGAUAACUUAUGAUAUAAAUUUGCAAAAUAUUUUCAGUUUCAAUGUAAUAGAAUUGUUGUCAUAAAACGACUAAUUUAUUAUUUUAAUAGAAAUAUUGUUUUAUCUAUUAAGUGUUAUUGUUUAUAAUCUUUCAUUAAGAAACAAAACUUAUACAUAUUACAAUCGAGUAGCAGCAUUUUUAGAUAGUGUUUUAUUAAAUUAACAUAAUUACCCAACAUUGAAAAUCGACAAAUUUAAAUCAAUUUUGUCUUGUAAAUGACAUGGAUUUGAUUCUGCAAGCACUACUUGCUGCAUAUAGAUGUAACAGUGCGCAAGGUCGCUUUAAUGUUAUUCCGCAAAAUUGUUAUUCAGAAAACAAUUUGCAACAUUAAUUAUUUCGUGUUAGUAACAAAUUUAUUGGCUUACAUUCCAGUAACCAGCCAGCUUGAAAGUCUUAUAAUUAUGUUGAUAGGCCAACAAAAAUGUUUUUAGAUUUGUAUCUAUAAUUACAAUUUUAGUUACAACAAAACCGUUCUUUCCGUGUAAAAAAAAAAAAAAAAACAAGAUCGAGAGCAAUGGUGGAGACUGAAGUGAAAUGAAGUUCCGAAACCGCGCAGAAUAAGGAAGCUGCGAGAAGGGGGAAAAAAUAUUAGAAAGAAAUAAUAUUACUUUCGCUCGUGAUCCACCCGCGUCCUCCGCGGGGUGAAAGUACCGCGCUCUUUACCGCGGGGGCGAAACCUCGGCUCGACUCUCUCUUCGAAGGGAGCGCGGCAUGCGACCGUUUUCUCCGGAUCGAUGGGCGAUUUCGAUCGGCCGGCCGCCAUCGCGACGCGGCUCAGCCGUUUAAUGGUACGACGCUCGGUGUCGCCGCCGCACGCCCGAGCUGUUCGCGUCCGUACGCGAGGGAUGUCACUUUCGCGGUGAGGCGCGGCCUCGCUAUUUUUUAUUUUAUUCCGAGUGAUUUCGUCCCGCUCGCGGCGAAAUUCACGCGCGGACCGGGACCUACGAGAACGGGAGGAUGGCGACCGAUGAGGUGACCGUGACGCAGGAGGCGCGGGAGGCGCAGGAGGAGGACCUGAGAAUCUUUGAGACGCUCUGCAUCUCCUCGCCCCGAAAGGUGGAUCCAGACGACGCUAUGACUCAUGAUCUAACGACCACUUUGAGGAGCGAGUUGGCGGCCCUCGAGUACAAGCGGGACAGGCUUAUGUCUGAGCUUCAGGAAAUGAAAAGCGCCGUGAGAUCGCGGGACCAGAGGGUCGUGGAGCUACAGGUUGAGGCGGAUCAGCUUCGCGAGCAAGCUGCCAGGCAGAAUGCCGUCAUCUCCAGUCUCAAGAAGCGCAUUCAGGAGCUGGAGGAGAGGGAGCGAAAUCUGUAUGCGUCCCAGGGCAGGAAUGAGAUCACGCUACAGGGUUUGCAGCGUGACGUAAAGUACCACGAGGAAAAGGUCAGGGAGUACGACAAGAAAAUUCGACAACUGGAGCACAAUAUAUCCGAGGAGAUUCAACUGAAGGAACGGGCACGUUUGAAUCUGCAGGAUUUCGUACGAAGGUUGGCACACGCGUUGAAUGCCGAGUACUGCGAGACGGCGCAUCACAGCCCGGAGAUGGUGAUUCACAAGGCCGAAGAGCUCGUGCAAGAGGUGAACCGUUUGCGGACGAAGAGCACAAACGUCGAGACCCAGCUGACGGGCGUCGAGGUGGAUUUCAGAACCUGCAGGGACGCUCUCGAUCGCGCGACCACGGAAAAGGAGCAGUUACAGAGACAAAUAUCCGUCCAGUUAGUCGAUAUAGAUCGCUUGCGUCAGGAGAAAGAAUGCCUAGAAAUGCAAUAUAGGGUUGCCGAGAAGGACAUGAACGAUCUGAGAGAUAAGCUUGUCAACGCGAACAGGAGCUUAACAAGCGCGACGGGGAAUAUAUCCAAUCAAGAGGCGCUGAUCUGCCAAUUGCGAGAGGAUCUGAAGGCCCGCGAGGAGAAGACGCAACGUGUACAAAAUGAAUUACAUCAUCUCCUGGAGUCGAUCGCAAUCCUCGUCAGUACGCCAACCCGAUUUGUCGAGUCCCAUGAGAACGCGAUCAAGGAUCGCAUUCGGGAAAUUCUGGCUGACAAUAAGGAUCAGUCGCUGAAAAUACAAAGUCUCCGAGAAAAGGUGAGCACGGCGACAGAGUCGACGAAUCGGCAGAGCGAUUUGGUCGAAUCCACGAUGAUGAAGGUACGCAGUUUAGAGGAGGAGCGCGCCGCCCUGGAAGCUAAAAUACACAAACUUGAAUCUGAACUCACGAGCAGCGAUCUCUCCAGAGAGUCUUUACGCAGAGACAAGCAGACGUUUGUAACCUUCCUGGAUCGACUGGGCAAGGCGAUGCAAAUGGACGAGAUUUCUCAAGAGAUCGGGCUGGAUCUUCAAACCGAGUCGCUGUUGGUGCGAGCCGAGCAGCUGGCCAGGUUGGAGACCGACAAGCUGGUCGACAAGUAUUUGUGCUGCAGCUACACGACCCUACCGAGGAUUCGCGAGCGAUCGUUCCACGAGCUUCCCUGCCUCAAAGAAACUUCCGUGGUUUAUCAGUUGCAACGUCGCGUCCGAACUCUGCGGGAGCAAUUGCAGCGCAGGGACCUGCAUUUAGAUCUUCUACGUAGAAAGCUGUCUCUACAGGAGGAUAGUGUGAGGAUGAAGUCGCUAUUGCAGAGCGAGCGCGACGAGGCGAAUAUACGCGCAAAAAAGCUGGCGAAACAAAUCGAGCGACUUCAGGUUCAAUUGUCGGACGAAAAGUCGCGGAAUCGGGAAUUGAGUGCACAAUUGACGGAAGCCGCGGAUUACAAGAUAGCCGCGCUGGAACGCAGCCGGAAGAUAGAGGAGCUUCAGAAGCGUCUCGUCGAGAGUGAGAUGUUAAGGACGCGUUACAACAGAAAGUUGACGAUGGCGAAGGAGCAGAUGAGGACCGCCACGGAGACAGCCGAUCAGGAGAGAUCGAUAAACGACCAUUCCCUGCAGCUUCUCCGCGACGAGAUGGCUCAGGUCAAGCAAAAUCUCUCCGAGGUCACGAGAAGGGAAUCCCAGCUUCAGAGCUUCCGCGUCUCUGUGGCAAAGCUAUUGUCAGAGCCAAUCUGCACGCCCGAUUACGAGAUCAUUUCGCGGCUGCAGAAAAUGGUCGCGGCUCAUCGAGACUUUACGAUGCUCUCUCGCCGAUACGACGAGCCUUUGGAAACGAGUCCCUCGAGAUGCACCAGUAUUCAUCCAGUUCAUCCGAGAUCGCCCGGUUCACGCUGCACCCGUUACGAGGACAGCGGUUUCGCGGAUCCGCCCGAUCUCCAUGACAUCGACGACGAAUACAACAAGAGGCCAGUGAGGAGCAGCCUUCUUCCGUGACAUCGGCCAAAGUUCAAGUUUUAAGCGUUCCCGGGGAUCGUUAUACGGUCUUUGUGUUUUGUGCAAACCACCUGACUAAAAUGAGGAUUUCGAGUUUCCGAUCUCACGUAGCUGAAUAAUGUCACGCGUGAGAAAAUAGUCUCUCUCUCUCUUACACACACACACACUGUCGUAAAGCGUUACGUUUAUUUCACAUAAACGAGCGACUUCUACGAGAUCAAGAGGAGCUGCUUAUCGGCCAUUGUUGCUUUACGAAUUAGACACGCCAUGAGAUCGCUCGCACGUUAAUCGAGCCUUCUCAAUGGCUCGCCCCGGCGCUGAUUUGGAAAUAGGCAUCAAGAAAUAUCGAUCCAUCGAUAUGGGGAGGGGGGAAUAAAAGAGGGAAUGAAAAAGGAAAUCGAUCCGACGCGUUCGCAUGAAAUCGCAACUUCGCGCUGAUUAACCGGCGGGCGUGAGAAAUUCCUAACGUGUGGAAGUGCGAACGCGUAGACUAUUGGCUGCCAUGGAAAUCGUCGAAAGUGUUCAGUAAAAAUCACGUGUUCGCGUAGUUCUAACUUAAGAUAAUUUCUAUCGGAAAUAUUUAUUCCGAAUUUACUUCGAUUUCUAUAUACGAAAAUACUACGCAAAUAUUUCGGUUGCAUUGCGCAGACUUUGAUUUAUAUACGCAAAUAAAAUAAUUAUUACAAGUAUGCAUGUAUGUGUGUAUGUAUGUCUCUCUCGAAAAAGUUGCCUAGAUGUGCCACUUGAGCAAGCAAGAGAAUCAUUAAUAUAUAUCAAGAAUAGAAUCGGAUAGUGUGAGACUAGUCAAGCGUGUGAACCGAGUGCAAACGACGUGAAAUAUGCGACAAAAUGAAGAUUUUCAGUUUGUGUAAAGAAGCCAGUUUGCAGAGAAAUUGUGGAAGUAAUAUUUGAAAUAUGAAUCAAAGACUGACUAAUAGUAUCUUUUUUGUAAAAAAAAAAUGUAAUGUCUGGUUUUUUCUUUAUUUUUAUCCCGUGCAAUAGAAUAGAACGCGUCUUAAAUAAUCUUACAUUAUUAUGUAAUUAUAUAAAAAAUGUGUGUCUAUUUUAAUAAAGAUACACAUACAAGUGUUCAUAAAAAUUUUUAUGAAAGUUAA